This is a messenger RNA of Phycomyces blakesleeanus NRRL 1555(-), 414 nucleotides long. RefSeq lists its product as hypothetical. NCBI's taxonomy places the organism in Eukaryota, Fungi, Mucoromycota, Mucoromycetes, Mucorales, Phycomycetaceae. The transcript has 3 exons. The coding region runs from base 1 to 414 and encodes 137 amino acids. The record is from RefSeq and is a predicted model, not a curated record.
AUGAAGAAUAAUGGCGACAUCACUUUUGAAAGUUUGACUCAAGUUUGGACCAAACAAGACAAAUGGAAGCCUAUCAAUGGAAUAUUUGGUAAAGAUGAUAUCAAGUUAAAAGGACAUAGAUGUGGUGUUGCUGGCAAGCUUUAUAAGUCGUUAAAGAAACGAGAGGCUGAAGAUAAGUUGAUUGUUAUUAUAAUAGACAAAUUUAAAACCUCCAAAACACGCAGCCUCUGUUUCUUUGAUAACAUGAAAAUUAUCAAUACAAAACUGUUUAAAGGUGUAGCCGUUGUAUCUUGCAAACAAUGCAACAAAGUAUGGCAAAGAGAUUCUAACGCAGACAAAAACAUGAUGUCGAUUUCAGAGUCAAUUUGGCCAGGAGAAAGAAGACCGGAUGUCUUUACGCCAAAGAAAAAAUAA